AUGGAUGAAGAGAAUUCCUCCCCCCCUCAACCCACUGCAACCCGCAGCGCUCCCCUUCUUAGCCUCAUAUCGCAAAUACCCCAGGCUGAGAUGACCGAGAGCAUCUAUUCCGUCACCCCUCUCCCUUCCCAAUUCCCUUAUUCUACUCAAUCACCCGAACCUUGCGGCAAGAUUCGUGUAGGGGAGAAAAUCUACACCAUAAAGAGGAUUCUUUUUGCGACCCGAGGCCUCGUUGGUCGCGGAACCGUUUGCUAUUUAGUCACCUUGGACGAUGAAGACUACAUCAUCAAAGAUCAUUGGGUUCUGGGCAAGGACGAUAAUGUAGUCCUGAACGAGAUCAAGAUGCUGGAGUUAAUGGACAACAUCCCUGGCGUUCCAAGGCUGGUGGAUUAUUGGGUUGUUGAGCGGUCAGAUGGUGAGCCCGACAUUACCCGCAAAUAUUGGCACAAGGAACGCCGGAGUACCAGAGGCACCAGUCGUACUCAUGUGCGUCUUGUCUUGAAGCCAUGUGGUCGCCCCCUUCACAUGUUCCGAAUGCUUAAGGAGUUCGUGCGAGCACUAAGAGAUAUUGUUAAGAUCCUACAAACUGCAGUGGAGGAACGUCAGAUUUUGCAUCGGGACUGUAGUCUUAACAACGCGAUGAUCCUAGACGAGCUUGGCAGUAGUGAAGGGUUUCUUAUUGACUGGGAGUUCACAGUUCGUAUUGCCGCGGAUAACAAAUAUCCCAUCGGUGGUACAGGCACAGUCCCUUUCAUGUCACGUGGGCUACUCAACCAGGUUGCAAUCCUGCAGCAACAGGCGAACUCGGAAUCGAUGAAGAAGAAAACUCGGGCACAUAAAUCAACGAAAAAACCGACAACCCCGAAAUCAUCGUCGGAUUCUUUGGCUCUGCCAAUAUCAUUUGUCGUUCACAGAUUCGCGGAUGACUUGGAGUCUCUUUUUUUUAUAUUCGCUUGGGUUUGCAUCAAGUUCAGUGGUCCCAAUGGCAUGGUGCGCCAGGGGCCCUUACCCAAUUCCUUGCUGGAUCGAUGGACAAGCCUUGACUUGGAAACAUGCGCCGCCUUCAAGAUCACCUUUUUCGUGAAUCCAGCAGAAGAAAAGCGUCUCACUGAUGAAUUUCACCCGUACUUCAGGGACCUCAUCCCCCUCGCAACCGAGUGGCGUAAAGCUCUGGCGGACAACAUGAUUCACCCCGUCACCUUCAGUACCAUUCUUGGUAUACUCAACUCGCAUCUUAACAAGCUUCCCGACGACGAGGAGCUCGCAACUACUGUGAAUAUGCUCAAGAAUGAUGCUGCCGUUCUCGCGGAUCGUUUCAAGGGGAAACGGCUUGCUUCAGAGUCUUUCUCUGUUGUGGAGCCUAAGCGACAGAAGUCCCAUCAUACUGGAGACACUGAGUCUGAUUCAGCAUCGGGCAGUGACGCAUGA
Suillus subalutaceus is the source of this 1428-nucleotide messenger RNA. RefSeq lists its product as uncharacterized. The record is from RefSeq and is a predicted model, not a curated record. The coding region runs from base 1 to 1428 and encodes 475 amino acids. The transcript is spliced from 3 exons. NCBI's taxonomy places the organism in Eukaryota, Fungi, Basidiomycota, Agaricomycetes, Boletales, Suillaceae.